CAAAGAAAAGAAAAAAACACCUCCCGUAAUCCCAUCCCUCCCCUCGUUUCCCCGUCGCACGCGACCUCAGAGGCGAUGCGGCGGUGUUAGGGUUUGUGCCGCCGCCCCGUCCGCUCCCCCUCCGUUGCCGGCCACAGGCAAUAUCACGCCGCCGCCUGAUUUCUUAUCUCCCUCGCCCCCCAGCCCCCCACGCACACACCCUCCACGCCUCGUCCGCGACCCCUCGGCGACGGCGGCAGGAGGUCACCUCUGCUUCUUCACGACGACCUCCGGAAGCUGCCCGCCAGCCGGCCCCUCCAGCAACCUCCCAUCCGCGCCGGUUCCACCUCUCCCGAGCAAGGUUUUUUUGUAAGAAAAGAAGAAAAACAUAGAUGGAUAUCAUGCAGACUAGUGAUUCUUCACAUCAUGGAAUUGUAGAGAACAGCCCUUAUACAACUCCCUAUGAUAGACGUGUGGAAGGUGAUCAACUUGGUGCUUCGUGGUAUUUUAGUAGAAAAGAAAUAGAAGAGAAUUCCCUUUCAAGGAGAGAUGGUAUUGAUUUAAAGAAGGAGUCUUACCUUCGCAAGUCAUACUGCACUUUCCUUCAGGAUUUCGGGAUGAGGCUUAAAGUGCCCCAAGUAACAAUUGCUACAGCUAUAGUAUUUUGUCAUCGUUUUUUCCUUCGUCAAUCUCAUGCCAAAAAUGACAGACAGACAAUAGCCACAGUUUGCAUGUUCUUGGCGGGUAAAGUUGAAGAAACACCUAGACCCCUGAAGGAUGUCGUACUCAUCUCUUAUGAGAUCAUCCACAAAAAGGAUCCUGCUGCAGUCGCUCGAAUUAAGCAGAAGGAAGUGUAUGAACAACAGAAGGAACUUCUUUUGAUCGGGGAGCGCCUUGUGCUUGUAACACUUGGUUUUGACAUGAAUGUGCACCACCCUUACAAGCCUUUGGUUGAAGCAAUAAAAAAAUUCAAGGUUGCUCAAAAUGCACUUGCUCAAGUUGCCUGGAAUUUUGUCAAUGAUGGGCUACGCACUUCGCUUUGCCUGCAAUUUAAGCCCCAUCAUAUUGCGGCCGGCGCAAUCUUCCUUGCUGCAAAGUUCCUCAAAGUCAAGCUUCCAGCAGACGGGGAAAAGGUCUGGUGGCAAGAGUUUGAUGUAACUCCACGGCAGUUGGAAGAGGUUAGCAACCAAAUGUUGGAGCUCUACGAGCAGAACCGUGUUGGACCACCACCUUCACAAGGGAAUGAUACCGAAGGCAGCUCUGCAAGUGUGGUUAAUCAGCGUGCUCCUGUGAAAACUGAGGAGCCUCCUGCCCAUGAAACUCAUCAAGCACCUAGACAGUCGAGCGUACCAGGCCGUCACGGGCAUGACCACCCUCAGCCUGAAAAGCAGAACUCAAACCAGAGGAUACCCAAGAGUGAAGCAAGGGAUGGCACUACCAACAGCAAUGAAGGCACAAAUAUGUCCUCAUCAAUGAUGGAUGCGAUGAAAAAGAUAGAUAAGGAUAAGGUGAAAGCUGCGCUGGAGAAACGGAGGAAGUCGAAAGGCGAUGCUGGUAGGAAAGUGGACGUCAUGGAUGAUGAUGACCUGAUUGAGAGGGAGCUGGAACAUGGCGUGGAGUUGGCUGCCGAGGACGAGAAAAAACACGACAGAAGGCAGAGCUGGCCCCACCCCGCGCACCGGGAGGAUCACCAGAACACGGCUUGCAAGGCGGAGAACACCGAAGAGGGCGAGCUGUCCCUGGAUGGCCAGGAAUACCGCUCUCCUGGCCCCGACAACCGGAAGAGGAAGGACGUGCACGAGCACAGGAGCAAUGACCGCAGCGCCGAGAGAGACAUCAAGAGGCUGAGGCCAUGAGAUGAAGUAUUCAUUGUCGUCGCCCUGGCGAAGGUGAUCGGCGGUGAUGGACUGAGAACUGGUGUUUUGAGCGCCAAUGCGUGGUACCUAGUUUUUGCAUCGCGGGAACAUACAGGUGCUUGUUUGCCUAUGCUGGGAGAUUUGAAAUGUACUGUACUGUAACUUGAAAAGAUGAGGAGUAUGUACAUGUUCAGGUUAUGGAACAUUCGGCAGCCGUUUGGUGUUGAGGAACGAUAGGAAAGAGGCUGCAUGGCCUGCACCCGUAGGCUAUAUAAAUAGCAUUUUAAAUAUAUGGAUUCCAAGCAUUUGGAUUGGGACAUUUAUAUGGAUUUGAAACAAAUUUGUUUGGGACA
Molecule: messenger RNA, 2188 nt
Organism: Aegilops tauschii subsp. strangulata
Lineage: Eukaryota; Viridiplantae; Streptophyta; Magnoliopsida; Poales; Poaceae
Product: cyclin-T1-3
Biological process (GO): regulation of transcription by RNA polymerase II
Molecular function (GO): cyclin-dependent protein serine/threonine kinase regulator activity
Source: RefSeq, a predicted model, not a curated record